Molecule: messenger RNA, 3171 nt
Organism: Elgaria multicarinata webbii
Lineage: Eukaryota; Metazoa; Chordata; Lepidosauria; Squamata; Anguidae
Product: E3 SUMO-protein ligase ZBED1-like
Exons: 8
Coding region: 56-2935 (959 amino acids)
Biological process (GO): regulation of transcription by RNA polymerase II
Cellular component (GO): nucleus
Molecular function (GO): DNA binding; protein dimerization activity
Source: RefSeq, a predicted model, not a curated record
AGCAGCUAUUUCGCCGCCUCUGCGAGGGCCGCCCGAUCAAGCCAGGUGCUCAUUAAUGAGUGAAGAACCAAAAGGUUGGGACAGUGGCCAAGAAGCAAUGGAGAAUAAAAGUUUGGAAACUUCCCCAUCAGACCUAAAGCUAGUGGCCCACCCAAGAGCAAAGAGUAAAGUGUGGAAGUAUUUUGGCUUUGAUACCAAUGCGGAAGGAUGUAUAUUACAAUGGAAGAAAAUCUACUGCCGCAUUUGCAUGGCACAGAUUGCCUAUUCAGGAAAUACAUCCAACCUCUCUUACCACCUUGAAAAGAAUCAUCCAGAUGAAUUCUGUGAAUUUGUGAAAAGUAACACUGAGCAAAUGAGAGAGGCUUUUGCAACUGCAUUUUCGAAACUGAAGCCAGAAUCAUCUCAGCAGGUUGUUCAGGACACAUUAAUUAUGAAGGCAAGUCACAGUUAUGAGAAUAAAAAACAUCAAGAGCUGACAUCGGCUGUGAUUAGCUUAAUAUGCGAGGGCUUAUAUCCUCCUUCUAUUGUAGAUGAGCCCACCUUCAAGAAUCUCUUAAGAACAGCUGACCCAAGAUAUGAACUUCCUUGCAGAAAGUAUUUCUGCACAAAAGCAAUUCCUGAAAAAUACAUUGCUGUUAGGGACAUUGUGUUAAAAGAAUUGACUGAUAUCCCAUGGUGUGGCAUAUCCGCUGAUAUGUGGAAAAGUGAAAACCAGAAUAGAUCCUAUGUAACACUGUCAGUUCAUUUUCUCAGUAAUGGCUCUUCCAACUGCCUGGCUGUUAAUUCUCGGUGUUUAAAAACAUUUGAAGUGCCAGAGGAAAAUACUGCAGAGACUAUUACACGAGUCCUUUAUGAGAUAUUCAUUGAAUGGGGAAUCAAUACAAAAGUUUUUGGUGCUACAACAGAUUAUGGAAAAGACAUAGCGAAAGCUUGCUCUCUUCUGGACAUUCCAGUACAAAUGCCUUGCUUGGGGCAAACUUUUAAUGUGGGUAUACAACAAGCUUUUCAGUUGCCUAAAUUGUGUGGUGUCCUGUCUAGGUGUCGGAAGCUGGUGGAAUAUUUUCAGCAGUCUGCGGUAGCCAUGUACAUGUUGAGUGAGAAGCAAAAGCAGCAGAAUACUUCGCACUGCAUGCUUGUGAGCGAUCGGGUUUCCUGGUGGGGAAGCACACUUGCCAUGUUGCAGCGUCUUAAAGAGCAGCAGUUUGUAAUUGCCGCAGUCCUCGUGGAGGACAGCAAUAAUCACCAUCUGAUGUUGGAAGGCAGUGAAUGGAAUACAAUUGAAGGCCUGGUGGACUUGCUCCAGCCAUUCAAGCAGGUUGCUGAGAUGAUGUCUGCUUCCAAGUAUCCAACAAUAAGUAUGGUGAAACCUCUCCUUCACAUGCUGCUGAAUACAACAUUAAAUAUUAAGGAAAAUGAUUUGAAAGAAAUCAGUAUGGCAAAGGAAGUGAUAGCCAAACAAUUAUCUACAACAUACCAGCAUAUACCUGAAAUAGACAUGUUUCUCAAUGUUGCAACUUUCUUGGAUCCACGAUACAAGAAACUACCCUUCCUCUCAACAUUUGAGAGACAGCAGGUUGAAAACAGAGUAGUAGAGGAAGCAAAAAGUCUCCUAGAGAAGCUAAAAGAGAACACACUGAGGCCUGAAGAACAGUUUUUUGCAGUGUCUGAAGAGCCACCCAUGAAAAAAAUGGCAAUUGCCUCCACCCCUCCUCCUACCAGUGCCAUCAAUAACAUGCUUGCAGAAAUCUUUUGCCAAACAGGGGGUGUUGAAGACCAAGAGGAGUGGCAUGCUCAGAUUAUAGAGGAAUUGAGCAAUUUCAAGUCACAAAAAGUCCUUGGGCUAAAUGAAGAUCCGCUCAAGUGGUGGUCUGACAGGCUAGCUUUAUUUCCUGUUUUACCAAAGGUACUUCAGAAAUACUGGUGCAUUGUGGCCACGAGGGUCUUCCCUGAACGUCUCUUUGGUUCUUCUGCCAACAUUGUUAAUGCCAAGAGAAAUCGGUUAGCCCCAGCUCACGUAGAUGAACAGAUUUUUUUGUAUGAGAACACUCGAGUUUUUCCUCCUCAAAAUGGGAAUGUUGCCAUAGUAACUGGAGGCACUGAAGGUAUUGGUUUACAUACUGUGAAGCAUUUGGCAAGACUUGGCAUGCACGUUAUAAUAGCUGGAAACAAUGAAAACAAAGGCCAAGAAACUGUGAUGAAAAUUAAAGAAGAAACUUUGAAUGCAAAAGUGGAGUUUUUAUACUGUGAUUUGGCUUCCAUGAAGUCCAUACAUCAAUUUGUUCAAGCGUUUAAAGCAAAGAAUUGCCCACUCCAUAUCCUGAUCAAUAAUGCUGGAGUGAUGUUGGUGCCUGAAAGAAAAACAGAGGAUGGGUUUGAAGAGCACUUUGGGGUUAACUACCUAGGACACUUCUUGUUGACUAACCUUCUCUUGGAAACACUAAAGCAAUCAGGAACCCACUGCCACAAUGCUCGAAUUGUCAACCUCUCAUCAGCCGUCCAUUUUAUAGCUGAACUACAUCUCAACGAUCUGCAAAGAAGUUGCUUGUAUUCAUCCCACGGAGCCUAUGCCCAGAGCAAACUUGCCCUUGUAUUGUUCACCUACCGACUACAACAUCUCCUGACAGUAGAAGGAAGCCAUGUGACUGUUAAUGUUGUAGAUCCUGGAGUAGUGAAUACUGAUCUUUACAAGCAUGUCUUUUGGGCAGGAAAAGCGUUCAAGUGGAUGACAGGCUGGUUUCUCUUAAAGUCCCCAGAAGAGGGUGCAUCCACAUCAAUCUAUGCAGCAGUUUCACCAGAGCUAGAAGGAGUUGGCGGCUGCUAUCUUUGCAAUGAGCAAAGGACAAAUUCUGCUGGUGUCUCCUAUGAUGAGGAGUUGCAGAAAAGACUCUGGACAGAAAGCUGCAGACUGGUUGGGAUUCCUGAUUCGGCACCAUAGAGGUCUCAAAAAAUAGCCACAGCUUCCUGCGUGAAUUCAACACGUCCCACAGGCCUCUACUGGGCAGCAUCACUCAUACUUCCGGAAUUCACUGUUCAGUCACACGAGCAAAUAUGAACUCUGUUUGAGCUACUAAUCUGCUAGUGGUGGUGGUGGUGGUGGUGGUGGUGGUGGUGGUGGGCAAGAUAUUCCCAACUAGAAUUGUGUGUAUGGUGGUUUUGAAUUUAACCAUCCAU